AGCACACGGUCGUACGCCGCGUCCCUGCGUCGCGCUUAUUUUAUAUAUGCUCGUACAUUAUAAAUGAGCACGCGUUCUCCAAGCAUGACCCAAGUAUCGUGAGCCGCGCAUCACAACGUAUCGUACAGGGACAGUGCUCGAUGGCUCGAUAGAGAGGCCUCGAUUUUUCAAUACAGUGUUGCAAAUGGUUAUCGUUUGACAAGUUUCGCUCGCGGCUCAUCCAGUACGUGAUGCAGUUGAUGCGCUGGAGUAUCAUUAAUCGCAGGAGCAUGGAAAAUCAAAACGAGAAGGCGACGGUCGUCGAUCAAAUUGUCGAACAACAAAAGAAAACCAAUUGCGAGAUGAGCGAACAAACAGUCAACACAGUUGUCCGAGAGCCGAUAGGUGAUGAAAAUGAGUCACAUUCAGAUGGCGAGGGUAGCGAAGCUGCCGUCGAUCUGUCCUCGGCCAAGUCUCAAAACGAAGACGACUUGGAAGCCGACGAGCCGUUACGAAGCAAUCAUCACAACAACGCGGCGGACAUCAGCGAGAAUGCACAGGACGACGACGAGGACGAGGCCGGCGAAGGCAAGCAAGGGCCCAAACAGCAUCAGCAGCAGAAAAAAAGUCAAAAGCGCCCCUCCUCCGAGGACGAGGAGGAGGACGAGGAGGAAGACGAGCACUCGAGCAAGCGCAUGCGGCUCUGCGAGGACGCCGAGAACAAUAACAGCCUCGUCGAGGGUGGAGCCCAACCAGCGGUCGCAUUUCCCACCGCGGGAACUAGUCACGUCACUCUCGAAGCUCUCCAGAACACAAAGGUCGCGGUCGCCCAGUUCGCGGCUACGGCCAUCGCCGCGGGCGCCGACACGGAGGAGACAAUACGAGAGUUCGCCGCCCUACAGAGCACCCUCUUCACGCUGCAGCACCAGCAGGUUUUUCAAUUGCAGUUGAUCAAUCAGCUGCAGGCUCAGCUGCAAAUGGCGGCGGUCAACGAGCAGGCCAAGGAGCAGGCCAAGAACAGCGAAUCUUCGGCUGCCGAGGCCAACAAUAGCAGCAGCGCAGCCGCCACCGCGGAGAGCAGCAAGGAACCGUCGCCCUCGCCGAUUCUGCCGAUAAUCAUGCCCAAGCCGCUCUCGUCUCUGACGUCGCCCGCGCACUCGAGGCCGUCGAGCCAACACCAGGAACCACCGCCGCAGUCGAGCUCGCCCCCGACGAACCCGGACAGGCCGAGUAUCGCGCGCGCCAAGAGCCGCUCGCCGCCGAUGCAAGCGCGCCCCAGCGUCACCAGCCCGUCGAAUCUUCCGAUUUUGGCGCCACCGUCGCAUCAGGUGCCGGCUCUGUGCUCCAUCAGCUCGUCUCUGGCGUCGACCAUCAUCACGAACAACGAUCCGAUGCCUCUGAACGAGCCGAACACAUUGGAGGUUCUGCAAAAGCGCGCCCAAGAAGUUCUCGACAGUGCCAGCCAAGGCCUUUUGGCUAACAACUUGGCCGACGAGCUGGCGUUCCGAAGCUCCGGAGGCAAGUCCCGCCUAUCUCCGUACGAUAAAGGUAACGGGCGCGGAGAACCCUUUUUCAAGCAUCGGUGUCGAUAUUGCGGAAAAGUUUUCGGGAGCGACUCGGCCCUGCAAAUUCACAUCAGAUCUCACACUGGAGAGAGACCAUUCAAAUGUAACAUAUGCGGUAGUCGAUUUACAACCAAAGGUAAUUUGAAGGUACACUUCCAGCGACACAAAGAGAAGUUCCCCCACGUGAAAAUGAAUCCCAAUCCGAUUCCGGAACACUUGGAUAAGUACCAUCCGCCUCUAAUUCAGCAAAUCGUAAAUCGCAAUGUGAAUUCAUCGCCUCCGAUACCAGUUGGACCAAUGGCUGCCAUAACCGGCCCUAGUCCAUACGGAGCUCCAUUUUUGCCGCCUCAGGGACCUUCCAUCAAUGCGUUACCUGGUAAUUUUUUUCGGCCACCCAUGAUGAAUCCGAUUCAACCUCGAGAGAUGCCUCAUCAGCCGAUCAACUUGGAACAAGAUAAACCGGCCGACUUGAGUAUAUCUUCCAACAACGUUGAAGCCGUCUCCCCAGCACAUUCGCCUGUCCCCCAAUCGAAUCCCAAUAAUUCAAUGUCGAUGAAUGAAAAGCCAAAGCCAAUGGAUGAAUCAACCGAAGAGACGGUUAAAAGGGAGGAAGAACGUCCAGCGAUGGACACCAGUGAUUUUCGGCAACAUCAGCAGCAGCAGCAGCAGCAACAGCAAACCCAGGAGCAAACCUCCGCGGAUAACGAGGCUUCCGAACGCAUAAUGCCGAAAAACGAGCCCGAAGACGUAGAGGAGACAAACGAGGAGGAGGAAUUCGAAGGCUCGACCAAUCAGCCCAGCAACAGUCAAGCCUUCGAGGAUUGCAGUAUGGAUAGCAAAAGAAGCAUGAGUCGCGAUAACGAAGACGACGAUUGCGACGAUCAGCCGGAGAACCUCUCGAGUCGAGCCAAUCCGGCUUCGAUGCUGCAACAGUCGAUGACCUAUCCCGACGCCUCGCCCGCCGGCAGCAGCCACAGCGGCAGCAGCGGCAGCAUGCAGACUUCCUUCGCUAACAUAUUGUUUCCGAAUCUGCCGCCACACACGACGCAACUCGCAGGCCACCCGACCGCUGCGAGUCAGAACAUGAGCAUGAGCAUGGCUGGAGGAGGCGGCGGCGGCCCGGAAACGAUAGAUCCAGCCCGCGAUCCAGCCAUCUACUCGAAUCUGCUGCCCCGGCCGGGUAGCAACGACAACUCCUGGGAGAGCCUCAUCGAGAUCACCAAGACGUCCGAGACGUCGAAGCUGCAGCAGCUCGUCGACAACAUCGAGCACAAGCUGACGGACCCGAACCAGUGCAUCAUUUGCCAGCGCGUGCUCUCGUGCAAGAGCGCCCUGCAGAUGCACUACAGGACGCACACCGGCGAGCGGCCCUUCAAGUGCAAGAUCUGCGGCAGGGCCUUCACGACCAAGGGCAAUCUCAAAACGCACAUGGGCGUGCACCGAGCCAAGCCCCCGAUCAGGCUGCUGCAUCAGUGCACGGUAUGCCACAAGAAAUUCGCCAACGCCUUCGUCCUGCAGCAGCACAUCAACCUCCACACCAACGACCCGACCGAGCUGACGCCCGACCAGAUUCGCGCCGCCGAGGUGCACGACUUCCCGCCGGCCGGAUACCCCCCGCUGGCGGCUUUCCUGCCACAAGGCUUCCCGCCGCUUCAUCCGGCGGCGGCCUUUCCCCUGGGCUUUCCCGGCCCCAUGAACAACAUGGAGCACUCGGGCCUCGACGUGGACGAGCGCGACUCGGUCGACUCGCUGCAGAGGCAGCAGCUGCAACAGAUUCGCCAGCAGCAGGCGCGCAUGCUCGGGGAACGAGAGCAGGUCUACGAGCUCGACGACGAGGAGGACGACAGACGCCAGGAGAACGACGAGAGGUGCGACGAUCGCAGCAGCGACGGCGACGACAAAGACAACGGCAAGUACGCGAUGGAGAAGCAACGCAGGUCGAGCCCAUCCGCCACGGUGACGUCCAACUCGCCGCCGAUGCAGCGCUACAACGGCAGCGAGCGCAGCGACAGUCCCGUCAACAACGCGCCCAACGUCUCGUCGGCGCCGCUGGACCUGACGCCGAGGGCCUCCUCGACGCCGGCUUCGGUGAGCCCAGCCCCACAGUCGCCCCAGUCCCAGCAGUCGCAGCAGGCCCCGCCGCUGCCCAGCACGGCGCCCGCCACCCCGACCAGCGUCGCCUCGAAUCCGGUCGCGGCCGCGGCCGCGGCAGCCGCUGCGGCGGCCCAUCCGGCCUUCGGCAUGUUCGCCGGCCUGCUUCAGGCCGUGGGCUCGGCUCCGGGUGUCGUGCCCGGGGUCGUGCCGCCCAACGCCGUGAGUCCCGGCCCGGCCGGAAUCGGCCCACUGGCCUCACUCACCAACAGAGCCGCUACGGCCACCUCCAGUUUCAACCCGCUCGGGCUCGCGGUUGGCGGCUCGGCAGUACGCGGCAAUACAACUUGCAACAUCUGCUACAAAACGUUCGCGUGUAAUUCAGCCCUGGAGAUUCAUUACCGUAGCCACACGAAGGAGCGGCCCUUCAAGUGUUCUAUCUGCGACCGAGGCUUUUCGACAAAGAGCAACGAAGUAGACGUGACGCUCACGGGCAAGAGAUUGGAUAAGUGUCGUUGCGCCGAGCGCGCGCGACGCAGCGCACGCGAAAAAGCUCGCAGGAGACGGAAGGCCGAGGAACGGCUUCGACUCCAAGGGCGGACGGCAGCUAACAUUAACGGCGCUAAUGCAAAUAAUGCAAGCUUGCUUAAGAUGAUCGGCAAUGCUAACGGGGGCAGUGGUGGCGCUCAUAGGACCCAUGCUAUUAACCAGCUCUAUGGGGACCUCGUCAGCCUGCCCCCGAUCGUCGGCCGUAUCGAGCCGUCCGCCCUCGGAGGUCUGCUGAGUUCCGAUACUACCGUCUUCCUGGGAAAUAUGAAACAACACAUGUUGACUCACAAGAUCCGCGACAUGCCUCAUCAUCUAUUCGGUGACUCGAAAUCUCGAGACUCUCAACCACCGCAGCAAGCUCCACCUCCCCCGCCUCCGCCACCACCUCCGAGCUCAUCGUUACUGCCCACCCUUCAGGUGCAGGUUGUACCACCGCCCCCUAUGCCAGUGGUGUCGCAACCGCAAAUACCCUCUCAAGGUCAAAUGCAGCAACAACAGCAACAGCAGCCGUUGUUAUCGACGACGCUUCAACAGCAGCAGUCCUUGUUACCCGCGACGAUGCAUCAUCAUGAGGCCUCGCACCUCCAACGCGAACAAUCCCGAAGUCCUAUUUCGUCAGCCGAUGAAGGAAACAUGACGUCCAUUCCUCAACAGUCACCCGAUGCCGGUUCCGUUAAGAAGAAUUCUGUGCUGGAUAACGACAAGAGAUCACCGAGCAUGCCCAGCAACAAGCAUUUGUGCCAGGUUUGCAAUAAGAAUUUCUCCUCGUCCUCGGCGCUUCAGAUCCACAUGAGAACGCACACCGGUGACAAGCCUUUUCAGUGCACCAUCUGCCAGAAGGCCUUCACUACCAAGGGCAAUCUUAAGGUACACAUGGGUACGCACAUGUGGACCAACGGGGCAUCUCGUCGAGGACGGCGCAUGUCAUUGGACAUACCAUCGCUCCCAAUCUCGCCCAAGGACUCAGAAUUUCUGCAGCGAAGGCCGGACCUUUUCUAUCCGUAUCUACCCGCGCCCUUCCUUAAUGGUGUGCCCCCACAAAAGUUGAACGAGAUGCCAACGGCACCGGGGAGCAACGGCCUCGGCCUACCAGCCGGCACUAAUCACACCAAGUACGCCGGCCUCUUCGGCUCGGUGUACGCGGCCGCGGGCUUCCCGUCCAGCAACGAGCUCGCGGCGAUGAAGUCUCAACUGGCGCCUCACCAUCAGCACCAUCAGCGUCUGCAGCAACAUCAGCAGAUGCAUCACAAUCCUCAUCAUCCUCUGGGCGGCGCCAAUGGACCAGUGGCCGACGGCAUUCUGGGGCCAAAGUCGAUGCUGUUCCAAAGUCAUCCGGGAGCGGCCAGUCCACCGUCGCCGUCGCACUCGCCGAUCGUGCCCGGCAGCUGGAGCAGCGUCGUGACCGAAGGUAUGAAGCACCAUCAUCAGCAGCAGCAGAGGAUACUGCAAUUCGAGCGCGAGCAGUCGGUCGUACCCAGGCCGGACAGUCCAGCCACGGCUGCUGGUUCUCCGCCGAGAUUGCCACCGACCGCGACGAGAGAAGGAUUGGCGGCUUAAACAAAUUUCGAGAUUAAACGGCGAAAAAAAUUCAUAAAACUACGACGAAAUUCAUCUUCUGAAUUGAAAGAGUGAAAGACUCGCACGGACUGAAAAGCGCAUUUUCUGCGAUAAUAGAAGAUUGUGUUACGUAAUACUUUCGAUCGUAUAUGACAUUAUGAAUGUAUGUUAUGAAUCGGUGCAGGCGUUAUUUAUAUAUAGCACAUAUAUCACGGCAAAAAAUGAUAAAUGUCCAGUCUAUACUAACUAUCGAGAGCAUAUUAUAAAUACAAAAUAAUUUCCCCGCCCCCUCAGCCUAUGUCUUCCUUCGUUGUACAUUGUCUUAACAAGCGACGAAUAUAUGCUUUUUCAGAUCGUCGGACGUUUUUGCGAGUUCGUAUAAAUGCUAGAAUUAAGACGAUUUCAUAUAUAUGUAGCAUCGGCGAAGACAGAAUGUUCCUAUUAUCACACUAGUCUAAAAAAAAAGCAAAAACACUGUACAGAGGCAGGCUGACGAAAAAAAUGGAGGGAGAGAGUCUCGCCGUUUUACGUAUAUAUAAUAAAUCUUAUCAAUCAGAGGAUCGGUAUUCUGCAAUCGUUUUCGAAUAGUUUAAUAAAACUCGUUUUUCUUCGUCGACAAAAUGACAAACUGUGACAAUAUUGCGUAGGUAUAUAAUUUUUUUCUGUUUCGAAAGUAUCCAAGUAGAUCAUACAUUCCAAUUUUAUAUACGAUUAUCUCAUACCAGUAAUUUUCUUUUAAAUAAUUUUUGUUUAUGGUCUUCACCACAUAUUGAAUAACCGCAGUACUUCGAUACUUUUAUUGAGGAAAAAAAUACGUCGGAUUUCAAUUAGUUGAUUGUAAACAAAUGCAUUAGACUAAAUGUAGAAAUAAUUUUUUAGUACAGAAUAUUCGGUCGAAUAAUUUAUUUCCAUUGAUAUACGUUAACAUGACAAUCAACGUUGAAAUUGCCAUCGUCGAUUCGCUCGAUAUCGGAGGCCAAACACGAUUCAUGUAUCCAUAUUAUCAUUUCAGACUGAUGAUUUCACGAGAGAAGAAAACAAUUUCUUAAUCUGCAAAUUGGCCUCCCGUAUCCGACCGUCUAAUUAUUAUGUUUUCACUAUUAUCAUUACAAAAAAAACGAAAAAUAACGACGAUACAUCAUUUUGCUCUCCUCUCACGUAAUUAUUCUAGAUUCGUCCUAAUUGUAUAUUGAAUAUACAUACUUAUAUUGAAACUGGUAACUUAGGAAACACAAGCGGAAAAUUUAUAAUACCUUUGAACACAUUUGGAAACACACGUACACACACAUUUGUAUACCAACGAUUCGAAUGCGAAUGAUCUACGGGUGUGAUAUUAUAAGACAUAUAUAUAUUAUACAUAACACAAGAUAAUUAAAGAAUAUUAUCGAUCAUUGUUUUUAAAAUUUAAGUAUAAAUAAACAUAAGUAACGAUUAAUGAAAAUUUUGGCGCUAAGCAUGCUCUCUGAAAUUUGUAUAAUAUUGAACAAAAUAGAUAAUUAUUAUAACUAUCAUUAUUACUAAAAUAAAUAAAUUAUAAAUCGAAGCGGGCCCGGCAGCGCCCCUCGCUGUGAUAUGAGAGGAGCAGCCUGCAAUCACUAAACCAAUGUACUUAUAUCUUGUAUCAUAUAGUAUUAUGUAUGUUUAUUAUGAAAAAAAACGAAAAAACGACAUUUAUUCGUACGAAUAAAACGAAUAUUAUAAAGCAAAAAUGGCGAAAUGGCAUUCGAUGCAAACGCAAUUUAUUAAAUUACGUUCGAAAAUGUUACCCAUCGAGGUACCUAUCAUAUAUUUUUUAUUUAUAAUAAUCAAUCAAAAAUCUUGUUCAUUAUGAAGCACGAGCCUUUCAUUAUUCAUUUGAAUACGUUUUUUUAAACUCCUGCAGUUUUUAUUUUUAAUACUUAGAUUAAACGUGGCUCUGCGAUGAUUUUCCUUAAUUCAAUAUUAACUUAGUUUUUACAAUGGAUAAAUGAACGAAAACCAAAGUAUACAUUAUUUUUUUAUAGUUUCUCAUGUAAAGUUUGUUUUAGAUAGCUUUAUUAGAAUAAACUCGCAUUUUUUGCCUAGAAAAUCUUUUAGAGAAUUGAUAGAAAGCUACACACGAGAGUGAAAUGCAACUGCGUUUAUAUUGUGCAAUUAUAAGAGAAUUCUUGAUGGUUAUACUGCAUAGUUUAAUUGUAAUUUGUACAUCUUUCGACACAAGGGCAGUAUAAUGAGAUUUAUAGUUUUAAAUAACGAGUCGGUGGGGUUACAAUGAGCGUGAAAUAUUAUCUCAAAAAUAUUUGUUUCCAUAAGUUUUGUUGAAAGAAGCUAAUAGCUUUAUGCAUUAUUAAUGUGUGCGUAAAAAGUGCACUAACACUUUUUAAAGGCAUAUCGUCAAAUUUGGUACUUCGAUAAUGUUUGUAUAAGUACAAGUUUAUCCAAUGUGUAAUAAAUUUAAAAAAUUUUAAAAUAAUAUGAUGUAUAAAUACAAGCUUAAUCGGAUGGCAACAAUUUUUUGUAAAACAAGCUAGAUUUAAGAAAAUAUACUCAUGUGAAUCGUCCGAUAAAAUAGUCAAUAUAUUCCUAUUCAAAGAAAAUGAUCUUGCGUUUUUAUCGGACAAAAUUUUCCAAUGAGAACUUACUUAUAUCAAAGAAAUAUCGAUUCUGAAUCAUAAUAAUACGAGCAUCAACUGACAAAAAACGAUAAAGUGUAAAUGCUGGUGCUCUGUUAACAAAUCCACUGGUAUCGCGCUACAUAAAAAGUAACAAAAAGAAUAAAAAUUAGCAGCUAAUGGAAAAAUCAAACUCGUGUGAAAUAGAACAUUUUUUGAUAACAUGCAUAAUCGAACGUUUGUAAGAAUGAAUGGUGUACACGAAGCACGUACAUAAUUUUUGUAAAUAAUAUGAAACGAGAUUUCCAGAUUGUGUGACUGCGUGCCAAGUAACACAAGAUUACACAAAAUUAUAAAUUGAUAUACACAUUAUAAACUAAAACUACCAAUAUUAUCACGCGUAUAGGAUAAUAUAUAUAUUUAUAAUUAAUUUAUAGCAAAGAAAAUAAAACUUGCAUAAUGAUAUGACGAUGAACACUGUGAAUAUUAGAAGUAUUUGAAUGUGAUUGUGUAUGAAUGGUAAAAAGAGAUUAAAACGGUUAGCUGAAAACAACAAAAAUAAAAUGAAUCGUUUGCUUCAUUGAUUUUGCGUUUCAAAAAAAUCUUGUAAAUAUUGUAUAAUUCGUGUAUAAACAUGACUAUU
Molecule: messenger RNA, 8975 nt
Organism: Trichogramma pretiosum
Lineage: Eukaryota; Metazoa; Arthropoda; Insecta; Hymenoptera; Trichogrammatidae
Gene: salm
Product: homeotic protein spalt-major-like
Exons: 8
Coding region: 231-5741 (1836 amino acids)
Biological process (GO): regulation of transcription by RNA polymerase II
Cellular component (GO): nucleus
Molecular function (GO): RNA polymerase II cis-regulatory region sequence-specific DNA binding; DNA-binding transcription factor activity, RNA polymerase II-specific
Source: RefSeq, a predicted model, not a curated record